Messenger RNA from Nicotiana tabacum (common tobacco), 1817 nucleotides. Lineage: Eukaryota; Viridiplantae; Streptophyta; Magnoliopsida; Solanales; Solanaceae. The record is from RefSeq and is a predicted model, not a curated record.
UACACACUUCACACUCUCUCCUCAACCGUACCAAAAACACCUUUUUCUCCCCAAAAAAGAGCUCAUUUCCCUUGUCCCCAAAAAUGGAUCUUCUCUUACUAGAGAAGACCUUAAUUGGUCUCUUCUUUGCCAUUUUAAUCGCUAUAAUUGUCUCUAGACUUCGUUCAAAGCGUUUUAAGCUUCCCCCAGGACCAAUCCCAGUACCAGUUUUUGGUAAUUGGCUUCAAGUUGGUGAUGAUUUAAACCACAGAAAUCUUACUGAUUUUGCCAAAAAAUUUGGUGAUCUUUUCUUGUUAAGAAUGGGCCAGCGUAAUUUAGUUGUUGUGUCAUCUCCUGAAUUAGCUAAAGAAGUUUUACACACACAAGGUGUUGAAUUUGGUUCAAGAACAAGAAAUGUUGUAUUUGAUAUUUUUACUGGAAAAGGUCAAGAUAUGGUUUUUACUGUAUAUGGUGAACACUGGAGAAAAAUGAGGAGAAUUAUGACUGUACCAUUUUUUACUAAUAAAGUUGUGCAGCAAUAUAGAGGGGGGUGGGAGUUUGAAGUGGCAAGUGUAAUUGAGGAUGUGAAGAAAAAUCCUGAAUCUGCUACUAAUGGGAUUGUAUUAAGGAGGAGAUUACAAUUGAUGAUGUAUAAUAAUAUGUUUAGGAUUAUGUUUGAUAGGAGAUUUGAGAGUGAAGAUGAUCCUUUGUUUGUUAAGCUUAAGGCUUUGAAUGGUGAAAGGAGUAGAUUGGCUCAGAGUUUUGAGUAUAAUUAUGGUGAUUUUAUUCCCAUUUUGAGGCCUUUUUUGAGAGGUUAUUUGAAGAUCUGUAAAGAAGUUAAGGAGAAGAGGCUGCAGCUUUUCAAAGAUUACUUUGUUGAUGAAAGAAAGAAGCUUUCAAAUACCAAGAGCUUGGACAGCAAUGCUCUGAAAUGUGCGAUUGAUCACAUUCUUGAGGCUCAACAGAAGGGGGAGAUCAAUGAGGACAACGUUCUUUACAUUGUUGAAAACAUCAAUGUUGCUGCUAUAGAAACCACAUUAUGGUCAAUUGAGUGGGGUAUCGCCGAGUUAGUCAACCACCCUCACAUCCAAAAGAAACUCCGCGACGAGAUUGACACAGUUCUUGGCCCAGGAGUGCAAGUGACUGAACCAGACACCCACAAGCUUCCAUACCUUCAGGCUGUGAUCAAGGAGACGCUUCGUCUCCGUAUGGCAAUUCCUCUAUUAGUCCCACACAUGAACCUUCACGAUGCAAAGCUUGGCGGGUUUGAUAUUCCAGCAGAGAGCAAAAUCUUGGUUAACGCUUGGUGGCUAGCUAACAACCCGGCUCAUUGGAAGAAACCCGAAGAGUUCAGACCCGAGAGGUUCUUCGAAGAGGAGAAGCACGUUGAGGCCAAUGGCAAUGACUUCAGAUAUCUUCCGUUUGGCGUUGGUAGGAGGAGUUGCCCUGGAAUUAUACUUGCAUUGCCAAUUCUUGGCAUUACUUUGGGACGUUUGGUUCAGAACUUUGAGCUGUUGCCUCCUCCAGGCCAGUCGAAGCUCGACACCACAGAGAAAGGUGGACAGUUCAGUCUCCAUAUUUUGAAGCAUUCCACCAUUGUGUUGAAACCAAGGUCUUGCUGAACUUUCUGAUCCUAAUCAAUUAAGGGGUUGAAGAAAUUUUAUAAUUAUGAUUGUAUUUGAUUAAAAACGUUGAAGUUUGACAGAAAACAUUCUUCUUUUUAUGUUAUAGAAAGUCUUGUUGGACUAGUUUCAUUGUAAGAUCGACCUAUCUGAAAUGUCUUUUUUUGAUGCACAAUGGUAAUUUGGCUUUCUAAUCAACCGAAGAGUUUGACUUUU